Molecule: messenger RNA, 1204 nt
Organism: Arabidopsis thaliana (thale cress)
Lineage: Eukaryota; Viridiplantae; Streptophyta; Magnoliopsida; Brassicales; Brassicaceae
Gene: SLY1
Product: F-box family protein
Exons: 1
Coding region: 380-835 (151 amino acids)
Biological process (GO): regulation of gibberellic acid mediated signaling pathway; protein ubiquitination
Cellular component (GO): SCF ubiquitin ligase complex; nucleus
Source: RefSeq, marked reviewed
CUCUGGUACAUUCAAUGAACACUCUUUUUAAUAGUUGAAAAUAAACAUUUGGGAAGAACUAAGAAGAAACAACAUUAUAAGAUGGGCUUGGGCUUUUUGUUGUAUUGUUUUUUAUGUUUUACAAUUUUAUUUAACAAACAAGAUGACAAAAAAAAAAAAAAGGACUCCAAAAGUCCAAAACAGCUAUGGAGUAUAUGAGGGUAAAGUCGUCAUUUUACAAAAAGCAUUUUUAUCUUCGUUUUGUCGUCUUCGAAAGUUCUCAAAGAGAAGGCAUCUGAGAAACCCCAAUCUCUAAUCUUCUUUUCAAUUCAAUACUUUUUUUUCUCAAUCUCUCCUCUCAAAUCAAACAACUUUGAUUGAUCUUCGCAAUCGAUUCCACAUGAAGCGCAGUACUACCGACUCUGAUUUGGCCGGUGAUGCUCACAACGAGACAAACAAGAAGAUGAAGAGUACAGAGGAAGAAGAAAUCGGAUUCUCCAAUUUAGACGAGAAUCUAGUGUACGAGGUGUUGAAACACGUCGACGCAAAGACCUUAGCUAUGUCAUCUUGCGUGAGCAAGAUCUGGCACAAAACGGCACAAGACGAGCGGCUUUGGGAGCUGAUCUGUACUCGUCACUGGACUAACAUCGGCUGCGGGCAGAACCAGCUCAGAUCUGUUGUGUUGGCGCUUGGUGGCUUCCGAAGACUCCACUCUCUUUACCUCUGGCCUCUCUCUAAACCCAAUCCGCGUGCUAGGUUCGGUAAGGACGAGCUUAAACUCACUCUUUCUCUUCUCUCAAUUCGAUACUACGAGAAGAUGAGUUUCACUAAGAGACCUCUUCCAGAAUCCAAAUAAUUGACUACAAAUUAUUAGAGUUUGGUUUUGGAGUUUGUGUAUUUGGAGUUUGUUGAUUGGUAAGUCAGAUGUGAUGUUCAAUGCUGGCAAUAAAAUUUGUUGGUAUCCAUAAGCCAGACUGUUAGCAACAGUUGUGUUCUGUAAUAAUAGAGGGUGAUGAGAAUUUUUAAUUACUGUAAUCGGAGCUGAUUAAAAGUAGAUUUAAUAUCAAAUGUGAUUCGAUUUUGUUGUAAUGGUUCUGUCGUGAAGUUAAGUUGGUCCGUAGUUGGACAAUGAUUGUAACAAAAUCGAUUCGUGAUCCAGUUUGGUAAGAUUAAGAACUGUUAGUGACGAUUCUGUUUUAUUAUUCAAUGAAAAACAAUGUUCACC